This is a messenger RNA of Peronospora matthiolae, 2664 nucleotides long. The record is from the annotation of a GenBank genome assembly. NCBI's taxonomy places the organism in Eukaryota, Oomycota, Peronosporomycetes, Peronosporales, Peronosporaceae.
AUGUUGUGGAAAAGCAGCGACAUCGAGAGUUUAGACUACGAUCUGUUCGAGAGUGUCGUGAACAAGUUUGGCAUGGGCUACAAGUACCGCAAUGGACAGGAGAAGAACCGGUUGAUCUACGCGCGCUGGUUCCUCACGCUCGCGACGGGCGUCAUCACGGCCCUCGUUGCAGUCUUUCUGCUCUACUUUACGACGCUGCUCACGUCCGUUAAGCAUCACCUGAUUGAGUCCACGAUCCGCCACGAGGUGACCAAGCACGUGCUGUUUGGCACGACGUUCUGGAGUUUCGUAGCAUUUAAUCUUGGGCUGGUGGCACUUGCGGCAACGGUCACGUCUUUUGGGGAACCAGUAGCUGCUGGAUCAGGUAUUUCUGAAGUCAAGACGACGCUGAAUGGAAUGAAGAUCCCGUCCAUGUUACGGCUACGCACGUUCUUUUGCAAGAUCAUUGGAACAGUGUGCUCGGUCGCUGGCGGUUUGCCCGUAGGAAAAGAAGGACCGAUGAUCCAUAGCGGUGCCAUCGUUGCAGCUGGGCUUUCCCAAGGCAAGUCGUCGACGCUAGGCUAUGAUACGAGCUUUUCCUAUUUUGGAGGAUUCCGGAAUGACCGAGAAAAACGAGACUUUGUAGCUUGCGGUGCCGCAGCUGGUGUCGCUUCGGCGUUUGGAGCGCCCAUUGGUGGAGUUCUGUUCGUCUUGGAGGAAGGUGCAUCGUUCUGGAAUCAGACACUCACGUGGAGGACGUUGUUCUGCGCGAUGUCGGCAACGUUCACACUGGCUUUUUUUCUCUCCGGCAUGAAUGAUAACCUGUCAUGGGGCACGCUUGGCAGUCAUACAGGAAGCUUCAGCUUCGGGCCGUUCACAUCCAGCACGUACCAGAUAUGGGAGGUUCCGCUGUUUGUGAUGAUGGGCAUUGGUGGUGGACUGCAAGGCGCGUUGUUCAACGGUCUCAACACGCGUCUCGCGAGAAUACGGUCUCGGUGGGUGCGAACGAGUCGUGUCGCUUGGCUAGAGGCACUGCUCUUUUCGGUGCUGAUCUCAUCACUUUCGUUUUCUACACCCUUCCUGCUUGGUAAAUGCCGCGUUCUUCCACAAGCACGUGAGGAUGUCGUUCAUCUUGCAGACGCAGCAAGUGCGGCCGUGGCACCCAACAAAGCGUUCGUCUUUGGAAUGGAAAUGCUGAAGAAGAAUGGCUCAGCUUGUAUUUGUGAGAGCUGCGCAGGCGUGUCGAUGGAAGGCGCAGAGUGUUUCCAAACGGACGAGACCGUGCAGUAUCCAUACAAGAAAGAGUUGCUGCGCUUUUACUGCCCAGAAGGCCAGUACAAUGAUUUGGCGUCGCUGAUGCUAACGGGAGGGGAAACAGCUAUCAAGCACUUGUUCCACGCUCCACCAGACUCUUUUGACGUACGCAACCUCGUAGUGUUUUGGCUCAUGAUGCUUUUGCUGGCCUGCUUGACCUACGGUCUUAGGAUACCAAGUGGCCUGUUUGUGCCGGCGCUGCUUGUCGGCGCAGCCUAUGGACGAUUGUGGACUCGAGUAAUCAAUUACUUCACGGGGUUACAGCAGAUGAAGACCGUUGAUCCACGGACGUAUGGACUCGUGGGAAGCCUGGCAAUGCUCGGUGGGGUCACUCGUAUGACCAUCUCGCUCACGGUCAUCAUGCUCGAGUGCACGGGCAAUAUCGAGUUUGGUCUACCACUCAUUCUCACAUCCUUCUUUGCUCGCUGGGUGGGGAACUACUUCAACGAGGGCAUUUACGACAUCUAUAUCCACCUGCGUCACGUGCCGUUCCUGGACUGGAAUCCGCCAUCACGCGGUGCUUUUCUACGUGUCAAGCACACGAUGACUCCCAAUCCCAAGACACUACGCACCGUCGAGCGUGCAGGUGUCAUUUUCGAUCUGCUCACAAGCACGAAGCACAACGCGUUCCCCGUCAUCGUAGAGGACCCGACCUUUGGCAGCCACUUCUUCGCCGGUGUGAUCUUGCGAAAGCAGCUGAAUGUGCUACUGAGCUAUCAUGACUUCAGCGUCAACAAGCCCAGGCCAUUCCAUCGUCAGCCACACCCUGCUUCUUACCGACCCGACGUGACAUCAACCGGAAAUUCUCGCCGCAGUCGGCCAAGGGAUUUGGAAGCAAAUGGCACGCCCCGAGUGGACGAUAAGCUGCUGGAAUCGCCUCUUGCUAGCAACUACUGCUUGUCGUACCACGACAUGGAGGCUCAUUAUCCUCGGUACCCGAUCCCAGCUCCAACGCAGCGGAAUUUCCAAGCAGCAGCUCAUGCCGGUCGAAUAGCUGGUGACGAACUGUAUACUCUGUCCGAGGAAGACCGAGCGUCGUGGGUGGACCUGACACCUUACAUGAACCAGACGCCGUACUUGAUCCAGGAAGAAGCGCCUUUCGUGCGCGCUUACCGUCUCUUCCGAAGUGCUGGUCUUCGGCAUCUCGUUGUUGUCGAUCGUCAUAAUAACGUACGCGGUAUCAUGACCCGGCGUGAGCUCGAGGACGAGCAUUGCACCCGUUGCUUCCGUCUGGCGAAAACCAUCGACCCGGACGACGUGUAUCCGCUCUCGGGGGCACCUCCAAUUGGGUUUCUCCGCAAGUUGCGGCACAAAGUGUCACGUGCAGAGCAGGUGAAGCGAGCACUGAGCAAUCCGGUCUCAAAUGUCUAA